Magallana angulata is the source of this 1862-nucleotide messenger RNA. Its product is annotated as metallophosphoesterase MPPED2-like. The transcript is spliced from 6 exons. Lineage: Eukaryota; Metazoa; Mollusca; Bivalvia; Ostreida; Ostreidae. The record is from RefSeq and is a predicted model, not a curated record. The coding region runs from base 567 to 1460 and encodes 297 amino acids. Gene Ontology annotation, molecular function: hydrolase activity.
CAACAUGAUCAAGAUGGGAAUUUGGUACCCUACAGUUAUUUUCUUGCAUUUAUUAUGUAUUUUUUCCUCCCGUGAUGAAGGCUACAUGUAAAUGUAACAUGUACAUUAAUGAAAAUAAAAUAAAAAUUAUUGCUCAAAUUAAAUAAAUGAACAGUGCAUUGAAAUUUAUUGACAGCUUAUAUGAAAACUUGUGUCUUUUUCGGCAAUAAUGGGUACUCUCACGUUAUAUAGCAUAAAAGUUGCAAAAGGUGAAACCUUUUCUGAGAAAAAUUAUACCCCUCUCUCAGUUACCAUGGUUACAUCAUACCAAUGUCAUUUUGCUUCGUUUGUUUAUUUACAGUACGCGGAACUUAAUCCGGAAAUAAAAUAUCCAACCGUCUGUCAUGUGCUUCCGGGUAACGUGUAAACAAUACGGAUUCCAGAUUCCAUAUUGAACUCCUUCCAUAAACAAUAAGCAUGAUGAUAUAUUUAUAAAAAGAAUAUGAUCUACUUGUUUAAGUAUGUGUCCUACACUGGUUGUCAGUUGUUGAUUGUUCUUCGUUUGUCGUAAUAAAAGAAUAAACACAAUGUCUGGAGCUCAGGAAAUAGAAGUUGACAAGGAUACGGGGAACCCGUCCAAGGCGUGGGAGAGGAUCCGAGUCCACCAGAGAUACUAUCGGUGUGAUCCCUUCCCACCAAGUACCGCCAUAUCUGAGGACAAAAUCCGCUUUGUCUGUAUCUCCGACACGCAUGGGAAGAUUGAGGGGUCCAAACUACACAUGCCCCCAGGGGAUGUAAUGUUGCAUGCCGGAGACUUUACUCAAAAAGGACAUAUGAAUGAAAUACAGAAAUUUAACUCAUAUUUAGGUGCUCUGCCUUAUAAAGUAAAAGUAGUCAUAGCUGGUAACCAUGAUUUGACCUUUGAUGACAACAUCACUGAAGCAUCCCUUAGAACGUUUGGUGUUCAGAAAUCUACCGUCGAGUCUUAUUUGAGUGAAAGGGGACUUAAAUCUGUGAAGCAAAUGUUGACAAGUGCCAUUUACCUCGAAGAUUCACUGGUAACAGUCUGCGGAAUCAAGAUUUAUGGUGCUCCAUGGUCACCAAAGCACUUCAGGCGGAUGGCUUUGCAAUUGCGUAGAGGAAAGGAACUGAAAAAUGUUUGGGACAAAAUACCAAACGAGACUGAUAUUUUAAUAUCUCACUCCCCUCCCUGUGGUCAUGGAGAUCUGACUGGAGGUAACAACAAUGUCGGCUGUGUGGAGCUCCUAAAUACCGUACAGAAACGCGUCAAACCCAAGUUCCAUGUGUUUGGACACAUUCAUGAAGGAUAUGGUGUGACUUCUGAUGGGUAUACAACCUUCAUCAAUGCCUCAACAUGCACCAGGAGAUAUCUCCCAACCAACGCUCCAAUUGUGUUUGACUUUAUCAUUCCUGAAGGACAUUCCAAGGAAGAACUUUUGCAUAUGGAAGGACAUUCCUGAUAAAUAAUGGAGCCUAAAAUUAAAGGACCCUCUAUGGCAAUUAUUUAAGAUACAAAGUUCAUCAAAACAUUAGCAUGCAUGUCGAGAAAAGCAGGGCAGAUUUGCCUACAUGGCGGUGUAUGCAUGGAUUAUGCCCCCUUGAUUGAUGGAGUCAUCUUUCACUUUAUAUUAGAGAAUUUAAUUCGAGAUGUAUUUGAAUGUACUGAUAUGUUAAUUGAGUCACUACAAAAUGCAGAGAGAGAGAGAGAGAGAGAGAGAGGGGGGUGUUUUUUUAAACAUGAAAUCAUAAUUAUGAGAAAAUUAUUUCAUUCUUUAAUAUUGUGAAAUCCAAUUUCGUUCUUCAUUUGAGAAAACACCCUGUCAGGACUUUUAAUAUAUUAUAUAAUAAAUUAAUUUUUUAAA